UCAACUUAUACUUCCUCGAGUAGACCAAUCCUUUCCAACUCCAGUUUAGGUCGCAUUCACAUUUCUCGCAACUGGAGCACAUAGUUCAUUCUUCUUUAUUUGAUCCUGAAAACGAAAGAUCUACGCCACCAACGAUGGGAUUUAGGAGACGAUUCAUCGGUUUCACGGGGGCCAUUCAGAUAUUGCUAACCCUGGUUAUGUUCAUUAUGACGUCACAGCUUCCAGGCUUUUCCACGGUGCAAAUCACCAAUAACGCCGUAGGCACCCCUCUUUGGGGUGGUAUAAUUUUAUUGAUGUGCGGUGCUGGUAACAUCAUAGAUGCCCUGGAAUCUCCCUCAAAGAAACGAUCUCCACAGCAAGACUAUAAUAUGUUACCUCUCAACUUCACCACCCUCCUUGCAAACUUGACAGCCUUCGUCGUCUCGGCGCUCAUCCUCGGUCUCUUCUCGUGGUCAUUGAGCACGGUCGUAACCCUCGUGGUCGUACAUUUCUCGACCGUCAUCGUCGCUGCUAGUCUCAUCUGUAUAUUCUCUCUCUUCGCUCUCUUUGCUGAUUGUUUUGGUGUCUGCUUUGCACCACCCCCGCAUCACCAGAGACCGUACUACGUUGACUAUGACGGACCACCACGCGGCAUGCCCAACCAAGUCUUCAAAGCAUAAGCAUUUCCGAGAUUAGAAAAUCAGACCUUACGCGAGGAAUCAAAAUACUGAACUAGCAACAGGUUGAUUUGUCUUUUGAAUCUGAAGGUCAAUUUGCACGUGACCGUGCCGAGGCAAAAUGAUUGGCGUAUCAAACGAUUAAAAGUAUAGAUGACCACGCCCUUUUCUUGGAUUGACGAAUGGGAGGCCUUAGAUAGAUUGAAAUUGGAAUAAUGGCGUAAUCAGCGUUGUUGUUGCUGAUUUCGGCGCUUACCCUUCAGACGCGAGAAUUAACUUUUUUUUUUUUUACCGUGAAUCACUUUUUCCCGUCCCGGGUUAAACGGUCGCUGUACAGCUAAUUGAAAACAGCCAUUUUAUUUAAUUGUUAUCAUUAUUAUCAUUAAUAUUGUUGUCGUUAUAAUUACUAUUGUUAU
Lytechinus variegatus (green sea urchin) is the source of this 1072-nucleotide messenger RNA. RefSeq lists its product as uncharacterized. The transcript is spliced from 5 exons. The record is from RefSeq and is a predicted model, not a curated record. NCBI's taxonomy places the organism in Eukaryota, Metazoa, Echinodermata, Echinoidea, Temnopleuroida, Toxopneustidae. Bases 135 to 659 code for a protein of 174 amino acids.